GCAUUGUUAGCACUUAUUGUUUUUUAUUCUAGUCACUUUUUACGUAACGUUUAGUUCCACCCGGAAAAUAUGAACUAUUCUCGAGAGGAGAAAAUUUGUUCGUGUUUUGUUGAAUUUGACCUCACGAACUUUAGUUGUAAUUUUGACACAUGUCAAUAAUGCAGUGACGUCUCGCAUUUCGCAUCAUAUUUUAGCAAUUUUAAAUCUACCUUAUUUCUAAAAUGGAUUUUCGAAGUUCCGAACUCGUGGUGAAAUAAUAAAUCAGUUAUUAUUGUGUUAUAUUUUUUAAAUUGUUCGAUUGAAACCCCAAAAUGACUACGAAGGAAUUAUACACGAAGGAUGCCCGUAUAUGGGUGGAGCAUCCUCUAUACGUAUGGGAGGGUGCAACCGUGACCAGUGAUUACCGUUCCGGUGUCCUCAUCGUGAAGAUAGACCAGACUGGUGAAAUUCGACAGAUUAAAAUCGCAGACGAAACGAAGUUACCACCACUACGGAAUCCAUCAUUGUUGAUCGGACAAAACGAUCUCACAUCACUGUCGUAUCUACACGAACCGGCUGUGCUACACAAUCUAAAAGUCAGAUUUUGCGAUCGAAAUGCCAUCUACACGUAUUGUGGGAUCGUGCUUGUCGCUAUCAAUCCUUACUACGAUUUACCAAUAUACGGUGAUGAAACAAUUAUGGCAUACCGUGGUCAGUCCAUGGGAGACUUGGAUCCCCAUAUCUUUGCGGUAUCAGAGGAGGCCUACACGAAACUUGAGAGAGAACGGAGGGACCAGAGUAUUAUCGUGAGCGGUGAGUCAGGCGCUGGUAAGACGGUAUCAGCGAAAUACGCGAUGCGAUAUUUUGCUGCUGUUGGUGGUAAUGCCAGCGAGACUCAAGUCGAGAGGAAAGUCCUCGCUUCAAGCCCUAUCAUGGAGGCGAUAGGCAACGCAAAAACAACGCGUAACGACAACUCCUCCCGCUUCGGAAAAUUCAUCGAGAUACACUUCGACAAUCAAUACCGGAUAUCCGGUGCGAGCAUGCGCACAUAUCUCCUGGAAAAAUCCAGGGUCGUGUAUCAGAGUCCCGGAGAACGGAACUACCAUAUAUUCUACCAAUUGUGUUCCGCGUCACAUUAUUUGCCCGAACUGAAGUUGGAUCAUCAGGACUCAUUCCACUAUCUGAACCAAGGCGGAUGUCCCAACAUCGACGGAGUGGACGACUUGAAGGCAUUCAAUGACACAAAGAACGCCCUUUCAAUACUAGGCGUGUCGGAGUCCGAGCAGCAGAACAUGUUCACGGUGCUGGCGGCCAUCUUGCACCUCGGCAACGUGCGGCUCGCGUGCGACCCCGACGCCGACGCGGACGACGCCUACAUCGACGUGGACGACGAGCACCUGGUGGCGGUGUGCUCGCUGCUGGGGAUCUCCAAGCUGGAGCUGUCGCGCUGGCUCACGCACCGCCGGAUCGCGUCGGCGCACGAGGUCAUCGUCUCCCGGAUGGACAUCCGCAAGGCCGUCUUCGCCAGGGACGCGCUCGCCAAGAGGCUCUACGGGGAGCUGUUCGCGUGGCUCGUCCAGGCCGUGAACAGGGCUUUGGAUACAGGGCAUGCGAAAAAGCAUUUUAUCGGUGUUCUGGAUAUCUACGGGUUCGAGACAUUCGAGAUAAACUCCUUCGAGCAGUUCUGUAUCAAUUACGCCAAUGAGAAGUUACAGCAGCAGUUCAACUCCCACGUCUUUAAGUUAGAGCAGGACGAAUAUAUUAAGGAAGAGAUAUCGUGGAAGAUGAUCGACUUCUACGACAACCAGCCGUGCAUCAACCUCAUUGAGGACAGGCUCGGUGUGCUGGCGCUCCUGGACGAGGAGUGUCGCGUGCCGCAGGGCUCCGACCGCGGCUUCGUGGCCAAACUGCACGACAAGUGUGCCAAGUACCCGCACUUCCUCAAGCCCAGGUUCGGCGACGCCGCGUUCAUCAUAAAGCACUUCGCCGACGACGUGGAGUACCAGUGCGGCGGCUUCCUCGAGAAGAACCGCGACACGGUGCUCGAGGAGCAGCUGGAGUGCAUCCGGUCCGGCGCCGGCUGCCGGCUCGUGCGCGUCAUGCUGGCCGACCCGGGCGAGCAGAGCGCCACGCUGCCCCCCCCGGCGCGACGCCGUCCCCCCGCGGCCGGCAGCCUCACGCAGCCGGCCCGGCGCGCGUCCGGCCAGAAGGCCACGGUGGGCGCGCAGUUCCGGGCCUCGCUGUCGGCGCUCAUGGGCACGCUGUCGGCCACCACCCCCCACUACGUGCGCUGCAUCAAGCCCAACGACACCAAGCAGGCCUUCCAGUUCGACGCCUCGCGCGCCGUGCACCAGCUGAGAGCGUGUGGUGUUUUAGAAACCAUAAGGAUAUCAUCGGCCGGUUUUCCAUCGAGAUGGCUCUACCAGGACUUCUUCCAAAGAUAUCGCCUGCUCUGUCGGUCUAAAGACAUCGAUCGAGCGAACAUUAAGAAGACGUGCUCGAUAGUUCUCGAGCGACACGUGAAGGAUCCGGACAAGUACCAGUUUGGCGCGACCAAGAUAUUCUUCAGAGCCGGACAGGUGGCGUUCCUGGAGAAGGUGCGCGCGGAGCUGCAGCGGCUGUACUGCGUGCGCGUGCAGAGCUGCGUGCGCGGGUUCGUGGCGCGGCGCCGCUACGCGCGGCUCGUGCGCGCGCUGCGCGGCCUGCAGGCGCACGCGCGCGCCCACCUCGUGCGCCGAAAAGUGCAAGAGAUUCGCCGUAAUCGUGCCGCUAUUAAGAUACAGAAGAAUGUUCGCGGCUGGCUCGCGCGGACCAAGUACAGGAGGUUACGGAAGCUGGCUGUCGGCCUGCAGGCGCGGUGUAGAGGAUACCUGGCCAGAAAACUGUACAAAAAUAAGAAGAUUCUUAAAGUGACCAUUGGAAUACAACGCUAUGCGCGCGGCUAUCUCGCGAGGCAGAAGGCGAAGAAGAAGAGACGACAGAUCAUCAUAUGUCAAUCUGCGGUCCGGCGCUGGGCGGCCCGGCGGCAGUACAAGCGGCUGCGCAUCGAGGCGCGCAGCCUGGACCACGUGAAGACGCUGAACAAGGGGCUGGAGAACAAGAUCAUCAGCCUGCAGCAGCGCCUCGAGGUCGCGCUGGGGCAGGCGCGCCGCAUCGAGCCGCUGCAGGCCGCCAUCGCCGACCUCAAAGCUAAAGUGGAAACACUGAAACUCGUCGAAGUCGAAGCGAAGGUACUCAAAGUCGACAUUGUGAGCAAAGACAACCUCCUCAACACGCUCCGUGUGGACAUAGCGAAGGAAAAGGAAACGAAUAAGAAGUUGAUAGAGGAGAAGAGAGCCAUAGAAGAAAACUAUAAGAAGCAUAAAGAAGUAUGGGAAGCGGAGAGUGAGAAGUUGGCCAAUGAGCUCAAGAGUAAUAAAGAACAUUACGAAAUGGCUAUUGAGGAACGCGAUAAGCAACACGAAGCCGAGAAGAAAGCGCUGUGUCUCGAACUGGAAGCAGAGAGACAGAGUCGACAGAAAUUGUUAUCAUCUCAAUACGAAUUGCAGGAACGUUUCGACUCUAUUCAAACUAGAGCUCCAGUGCCCAAAGAACACAGAAGAUCAUUGUCCGAUGCCAGCACUAAUUCCCAGCAAGAGAUCACCGUUGAGGAUGACUUCGGCUACGGGUCGGUGCGCUCGGUGGAGUCGUCCCGGCCGGCGCUGGAGGCCGUCAACUGGUCCGCCGGCUCGCACAACGGACCUGCCCCGAUGGCAGACGCUGGCCUGGUCCUCCGCAUGCAGAACAGGAUAUCCGUGUUGCAGAGCGAACUGUCCCGCACCGCGAAGCGAGCUGCGGACUUGGAGGAGAGACUUAUGAAUCGUAUGACGUCACCGCCCUCAAACCCAGAUACCGACAGGUUCAGGGUCGAGGAAUUGGAGAUAGAGAACAAAAAGUUACGAGAACACUUGGAGAGGUUGCGAUCCGCUGACACGUCGCAGACCUCGCGGGAGAUUGUCGAACAACUGAGCGCCAUGCAGGAGGAGUUGGAUCGACGUCGCGACGAAUGCAUACAGCUGAAGAAUGUUCUGACACACCAGAAACCGUGGUUCCAAGCGUUGAAGAGUGUUACGGUGAAUCUGAAGUCGCUCGCAAGCAACUACGGUUCGGAUGUUGACAUUAUAAACGAAGAUGGCGAACUGGCAACGGCUUACGAAGCACAGAAAGGAAUCAAUAGACAACUCCAAGAAGAAUUAUCCGCUGAGAAGAAGUUCUACGCGGAGCACAUAUCGAAGGCGAAACAGGAAAUGGAUCGGCUUCGAGAUGAAAAUGAGAAAUACCAAAAGUUGCUGAGCGCAGAUUUAAGUCAAGAACCUAAGAAUAAGACCCAGGAAUAUGCCCAGAAUGAAAUCAUAAGACUUGCUUCUGAAAGUCUCGCAAUACAGGAACGAGUCGAUAAGCUCUCCGAGAGUUGUCGCAGAUACAAGAACCAAAUAAGACUUUUAGUUGGAAAGUUAAAGGAAGCCGGUGUUGAAGAUGUUCAGGACAUUUUGGAAGGGAACGAGACAAUCGUAUCUCAGAAUACGUCAACAGCGCUCGAAAUACCGCCCGUUAUGAGGAAGAAGGAAAGGGAGUACCUUGGAAUGUUCGAGUACAAGUUGCAAGAUGAAGGAACUAUUAUUAAGAAACUAAUUACAGAGCUGAAGCCGCGCGUGGCCACGUCGCUGCUGCCGGGGCUGCCGGCCUACAUCCUGUUCAUGAUGCUGCGCCACACGGACCACGUGGACGACGAGCCCAAGAUGCACCAGCUCAUCAAGGCGGCGCGAACGGCCGUCAAGAAGGUCAUCAAGCGCCGCGCCGAGAGCGUCGAGUACUACGCGCUGUGGCUCGCCAACAUGCUGAGAUUGUUAAAUAAUUUAAGACAAUACAGCGGGGACGUGAAGUAUCAAGCCGAGAACACGCCGAGACAGAACCAACAGAGCCUGAGGAUCUUCGACCUCUCCGAGUACAGACAAGUGCUGAGCGAUCAAGCUAUUUCCAUUUAUCAGGGUCUGAUCACGCUGCUGGAGCGGCAGCUGGAGCGGCUCAUCAUGCCGGCCAUCCUGGAGUACGAGGAGAUCAGCGGGCUGUCGGGCCCCCAGCGCGCCGCGCCCCCCUCGGCCGCGUCGGCGGGCCCCGCGCGCCUCAAGCACGAGCUGGGGGCCACGCACGACACGCUGCGCGCGCACGCCGUGGACCCCCCGCUGCGCGUCAUCCUGUUCCGGCAGCUAUUCUACUACAUCUGCGCGUACAGCUUGAACCAGUUACUGUUGCGUAAGGACCUGUGCUGCUGGGCUAAAGGUCUGCAGAUCAGGUACAACAUCUCACACCUGGAGACCUGGAUAAAGGAACAUCUCGCUGAGUACGGGCAAAAGAGCAUGGAGGAGAUCCUGAGCGUGCUGAAGCCGAUAACGCAGGCGGUGCAGCUGCUGCAGGCGCGCAAGUCCAUGGCCGACGUGAGCAGCACCGUGGAGAUGUGCGCCGACCUGUCCGCCGUGCAAGUCUGCAAGAUCUUAAAUAUGUAUACCCCCGCUGAGGAGUACGAGGUGAAGGUGACGCGGGAGUUCAUUCACGAGAUACAGAAACUGAUGCAGGAGAGGGCUGGACCUAACGCUAACAAGGAACCGCAAAGCCUCCUCAUGGAUACGAAGAUGAUAUACUCCGUGCAUUUCGAAUUCAGUCCGUCACCGAUCCGCCUGGAAGACAUAGAAGUACCAGAAGUGUUGGAGCUGAACGGACUCCUGACCAAGAUAUAAGGAUGCGGUAAUUUUUAUCACAUUCAAACAUAAUUUACGACGAAAAUUGACUUCCAAUUUGCCUAGAAGUUUCAGAAGUAUUGAAUUUCACACUUUAUAUAGUAUUUAUUUGGCUGUUAUAUAUGGGGACGUGUAUAAAAUGAUAUUAUGCUUUAAAAAUUUUACAUGUCCAAAGUAUUUGUUUGAAAUUUAAUUUAUAGUAUAUAGCGGAUCGUUAGAAAGAGAAGAUAGUAUUUAUUAUAUAGGAAAGAAUGAGAUAGACAUAUUAUAACAUUAAUUUAGUUCCUAUGAUUUGUAGCUGUUCUCUUUUUACUCGACCACGGCGGAACUAAAGAGUAUUACGUUUAUUUAUCGAUUUUUCUAUAUUUAAUUUUACAUGCCUUUUAAGUCACCAUUUAUUCAAUAUAGCCGACGAUACACAUAUUAUAUAUAAAGCUCUUUAAGACAUUGUUCAGUUUUGUUGUUCCAUUUUUAAAAAGUAAUUUGAAUUUGAAUGACGUACAUGCUUGCUCUCCCUUUUCACCACACUAGUGUGAAAGAGAAAGCAACAUUAUCUAGUAAAUGAAUGAGUUGCGUUUAACAAUUUUUGUCUUCCUUUUUUAAAUCGUUUUUGUUUACACAAAUUAGUCUCCGUAUCGUGUGAGUCUAGUUCUUAUGACUAAUGUAAACCAAUCCAAUGUCGUGAUUUGAAAGGGUAUGUUAAGUAUUGUUUGUUUAUGUUUAAAUAGAUUUAUGGGGAAAACAAUUGAUUCCAGAAAUAUAUAAAUUAGUGUUGUAUAUCGAUAGCUAACUAUCGAUAUACUAUCGAAAGUUAAGGUGUUAGAGAUAGUAUCGAUAGUAUCGAUAGCUCCCCAUGAGCAGUAUUGUCGAUGGUAUUACUUUUGACCUAAACUAUCGAUAGUCCAAACCUAUCGAUACUAUCGAUAGUAUCAAUAGUAUUGCUGCUACCAAUAGUAUUGCUCACGGAGAGCUAUCGAUACUAUCGAUAGUAUCGAUAAUAUUGAUCAAAACGAUACUAUCGAUAUCCUGAAUAGUUUUCGAGAUCAACUAUCGAUAGUUCUACUACGCUGAUAUAAAUCGACUUAUCUUGCCUCAAAUGAAUACCAAGUAAAAAUAAAAUCGUGCCGGGUUCAAUUUACGACACUACUGACCGCUAAGCAAAAAAACAUCCAAAUAUAUAUAUACAGAUAUACAUCAUAUAUAUAUAGAAUUGAGAAUUUCCUCGAAGUCGGUUAUAUAUAAAAAAAAACAUAACAUUCCAAUGCAUUUAAUUUUUAUUUCGUUAUUUUAUUGCCAUACUUAUUAUGUACCAUAUUAAUGUACUUAUCAACCGAAUUUGGUGCCAUUGCUAUUUUCUAUAUAAAAAAAAAAAACUUUAUUGGUAUGUAUU
Vanessa atalanta (red admiral) is the source of this 7143-nucleotide messenger RNA. It is a transcript of the gene didum, whose product is annotated as unconventional myosin-Va. The transcript is spliced from 39 exons. Lineage: Eukaryota; Metazoa; Arthropoda; Insecta; Lepidoptera; Nymphalidae. The record is from RefSeq and is a predicted model, not a curated record. Gene Ontology annotation, cellular component: myosin complex; cytoplasm; actin cytoskeleton. Gene Ontology annotation, molecular function: actin filament binding; microfilament motor activity; ATP binding. The coding region runs from base 312 to 5753 and encodes 1813 amino acids. Gene Ontology annotation, biological process: actin filament organization; vesicle transport along actin filament.